GUUCUCAUCUGGUACACACUAAAUACACUAACUCUUAAUCAACAGCCUUCCAGCUGCUGGAGGCGCGGCGCGGCGCGGGCUGUUGUCCUGCCCGGCCCGCCACGCUCCGUGCCGCAGCGCCCCGUAGCCGCUGAGCCUCAAGUUUGUCCCUCCCUUCCGCCGCAGGUCUCGCCGCACUACAACACCCAGUACGCCGUCAAGGACGACUACAGCGGCAAUGACUUUGGUGCCCAGGAGGCGCGCGACGGCUACAGCACACAGGGCUCCUACUACGUGCUGCUGCCCGACGGCCGCCUGCAGCGCGUCACCUACCACGUGGACGGCGACUCAGGCUACGUGGCCGAUGUCACCUACGAGGGCGAGGCCCAGUACCCCCAGACUUACGGCCACGCUCCUGCUCCUUCCUACGGCCACGCCCCAGCUCCCUCCUACACCCCCAGGCCAGCUUACGGCUAGACUGAAGACUCCACGGCAACUCCUGAAUCCACCGCAGGCCUCAUUUGUUCCUGCCGCCGUUGAGCUCCGUUGAGCGGGAAGUAUCGUCGCCAUGGCCGCUGUCAGUCAGCCACCAUGCCUCUCGCGGCGUCAU
Scylla paramamosain (green mud crab) is the source of this 589-nucleotide messenger RNA. RefSeq names its product cuticle protein 7-like. Gene Ontology annotation, cellular component: extracellular matrix. The transcript has a single exon. The record is from RefSeq and is a predicted model, not a curated record. NCBI's taxonomy places the organism in Eukaryota, Metazoa, Arthropoda, Malacostraca, Decapoda, Portunidae. The annotation marks the transcript as partial.